UCUUCCCUGAAGAAAGAAAGAAGCUCUCCUCUCUCCAUCGGUACAACAAGAUCGAGAUGAUGCCUGCAAUGGGAAAGGAUAUACACUUCGGAUCAUCAAUUGGUGGCGCUGGUGGCACGAACACCGCUAAUGGUGGUAAUGGUGGCAGUAUUGGUGCUCCUGCCCCGCGGGCCGACUCUUGCGCCAAGCCGCAGCAGGAGCUACCAUCGCUGACACAUCAGUAUGCGGAACAAUACGUGUAUGCAUACCCAGCACCACCGGCAUACGGCGGCCCUCCAAAGCCCCCGCCGGCGUAUCGCUAUGGCUAUGGGUAUGGUGGAGGCGGUUCUGGUGGGUACGGCUACGGCUACAGCUGCCCCGAGCCCGAUGGUAUUUGGGAUGAACCUGCUGGGGCAUACGGCGGCGGCAGAUACCACCCACCACAGCCGCCGUAUUAUCAUGGCGGCGGUCGUGGUGGGUACCCUUCUCCUCAGUUUGGUCGGGGAGCUGGUGCUGGUGGCUACUAUAGCUACCACGCCGGCGGCGGCGGCGGUGGCGGCUGUGGCUAUCCUCCGGCUGCAGGAGGAGGCGGCGGCGGCGGUCAUGGGGUCAGCAACGCCUACGGAGGGCCGCCGCAGCAGAAGCCGCACGUGAGUGCGGGGUGGCUAGCCGCCGGAGCUGCUACCGCCUAUGGAGCGUACCAGCACCACAUGCGCAAACACCACGGAGGAGGAGGACAUGGGUACAGGCAUGGGCAGGGAGGAGGAUACGACGACGGCUGUAGUUGUGGCGGCGAUGGUUACGGUUAUGGCUGCCGUGGCUGUGCCCCCCAUAUGCAUAUGCGAGGCGAGUUCGAGCACCAAGAGAGCACCAAUAUCAAGUACUCUGCUCAUCACGACGGCAAGUGCAAUGACGCCGCCAGCGGCCCGCCCGUUACAGUGUUGGACAAAUGCGCCAGCCAGCCAACAAGCGGGGUUUAAUAUGGACGGAUUCCAAGCUCAUCACUGUACGGUAUGUACACUACUCGAUGAGCCUCGAUCAUCAGACCAGAUGGAUGCCUUAUAUUGAAUAACUCAUCCUUCCUUCACGUCCUAAACAUUACAGAUACGUAUCUUGUGUUAGGGAAUAAAACUUUUAUGUAAUGUAAGCCAGGAGGCUGCCAAACGGCGCCCUAGCAGUUUGUGUACGAGCGCUACUGUGGCCGAGCGAGCCAUCACAUGGUUUGUCAUGCUAAUAAGCACAGGGAACUGAAUGACGACCUUAUAUUGAUUGA
Messenger RNA from Triticum aestivum (bread wheat), 1252 nucleotides. RefSeq names its product loricrin. The transcript is spliced from 3 exons. NCBI's taxonomy places the organism in Eukaryota, Viridiplantae, Streptophyta, Magnoliopsida, Poales, Poaceae. The coding region runs from base 57 to 959 and encodes 300 amino acids. The record is from RefSeq and is a predicted model, not a curated record.